UGAAAGGUUGCUAACGACGAAGAGCCGGCAUCCGAACAAACAUUUUCCCAGUAAUAUCUCCCAGUCUUCCUACCUGUGCGUGUGUACGGUCCGCGAUUUUGUACUUGAGUGCUUGAAUAGGCAAUGUAAACAUAUCCUCUACACAAACUGACCUAGGCCAGGAAAUCCGAGGACGUAACUGACCUAAGUAAAUCCCCAGAAAAGCAUCCCAGGUCUUGGACAAUAUUAAUAAUGAAUAAGUAACCCAGUCAUUUCAACGGAAUGGAUCCAAAUAUCGUUAGUUAAGACGUUCGAAAAAUAAAGCAUUCCGUCAAUUGCUAGUCGUAGUCUUCGCUAAACUUUUCGUUAGUAAUAUCAGUUUGAAUUGCAUAUUGUAUUUAGAUUCCUGCAACAAUUGGGCAUAAGCUAAGGCAAAUUAACCAUGCAUACUUCCCAACAUCGCUCGCUUAAACUAUAAAUGGUUGUGAAAUGUAGAGUGUUUGAGUAGGACUUUAAAUAGGAAAUCGUAGUUGACUAUACCGUUACUACCGUGCUUUCUCCAAAAAUGUUGUAGUUAAGUUAGGCAUUACUUCUUACAAAUUAAAUGAUGCAAUCAAGACUGUAGUUGUCUGGCCAGAAAUUAAAUAUUAACAGUGAGCAGUGAAAAAUUAAGAAAGUGCGCUAUACAAACAUACAAAAUUAUUAAAAGUGCUGGAAAAUGUGAAAAAAUUGAAAUCAGAAUUGAAAACGUGCGGGUAUUGAGUUAAAAAACUGUUUAAAUGUUCUCCACACUGGCUUUGCCGCAUUGAACCUGGCAUCAUUUCUCUCAUCUAUGCGCAACUAAUUUGCAAUGAUGAGUUAUCAGAAAGGUCUCAAGGAUCCAAACUUGGACAGGCACACCAGUAAAGCCAAGUCCCGGCAUUUCACGGUCAACGGUCUUCUGAGUGCCAAUAACACGCUCCAGCAGCAGCAGCAGAACCAGUACAACCUGCAGCCAUCGAAUGACAGUCGCAACAUCUACAACAACCCCUAUAUUCCGCCGCAGCAGCAGCAACAGCAGCAACAGCUGCAGCAGCAGACCCAGCAGCGCACCGCCCACCUGUUCAAGGCGCUAGCCGCCUCCGCUGGCGGCACCAACAGCCUGACCCAUCCCUACGACUUCUCCAACUCAUCGACCUCCUCCAACGCCAACAAUGAGCACCAGGGAUCAUCCUCGUCGGAAGCGGAAAACGCCUUCCUAACUCAUAAUAACGAGCGGACCCCGUCAGAGCAAGAGGUAAACGAGAGUUUGUUUAGCAACAAAUUACGCAGGAAGCGCUUGGAAAAGGAGUGCGGUCCUGAGAUUUAUGUGGGUGCAGUUAGCGACGGAGGGAAUCGGGAUCAUCGCCAUGAUGAUGAUAUCCGGGAAUUGAAUCAUCGCCGGGCUCAGUACGUGUACUCCAAUCGGAGGUCUCAGUGCCUUCCGCUUAAAGCCAUCCUGAAAGCAGGAGCUACCCCUGCCAGAUCUCUCAACGUUUGCUCAACUUCCGAGAACCAGCAUCGUAUUCCUGCCAUUUGUUGUUCCGCUCCUUAG
This is a messenger RNA of Drosophila sechellia, 1552 nucleotides long. Its product is annotated as ell-associated factor Eaf. NCBI's taxonomy places the organism in Eukaryota, Metazoa, Arthropoda, Insecta, Diptera, Drosophilidae. The transcript is spliced from 5 exons. The record is from RefSeq and is a predicted model, not a curated record. The coding region runs from base 830 to 1552 and encodes 240 amino acids.